AUGGCGCAGGAAAGUGUGAAAGUGGUGGUUCGCUGCCGGCCCAUGAACGCCAGAGAAAAGGAGGAAAAGUGCCAAACGAUCGUGAGCAUCGACGGUUCUGCGGGCCAGUGCUCCCUGCUGAAUCCCGCAGACCGUGGAGCGCCGCCGAAAUGCUUCACCUUCGACGGCGCUUACGACGUCGACUCGACCACGGAGCAGAUCUACUUCGACAUCGUGUACCCCAUCGUAGAGAGCGUCAGCGAAGGGUACAACGGCACCGUGUUCGCCUACGGGCAGACAGGCUGCGGCAAGUCGUUCUCGAUGCAAGGCUGCAGGCUCCCACAGCAGUCCAAACAGAAGGGCAUCAUACCACGAGCGUUCGAGCACAUCUUCGAAGCAAUCGCGGCGGCGGACGCUUCGAAGUACCUGGUGCACGCGUCCUACCUUGAAAUUUACAACGAAGACAUCCGGGACCUUCUAGCCGAUGAUCCCAAGAAGAAAGUAGACCUAAAAGAACAUCCGGACAAGGGAGUCUACGUGCCGGGGCUCUCGCUGCACCCGGUGCAAGACGUGCAGUCGUGCGAAGCAGUCAUGGAGCGCGGCUGGAAAAACCGGUCCGUGGGCGCCACCCUGAUGAACGCGGACUCGUCCCGGAGUCACUCGGUUUUCACCAUACACCUGGAGCAGAUGGAACUCACCGGCCGCAAGUGCAUCCGCUCCGGGAAGCUCAACCUCGUCGACCUCGCGGGAAGUGAACGGCAAGCCAAGACAGGUGCAACGGGCGAACGCCUACGAGAGGCGACCAAGAUCAACCUGUCUUUGUCGGCACUUGGCAACGUAAUCUCAGCCCUGGUGGACGGCCGCAGCAAGCACAUCCCAUACCGGGACUCGAAACUGACCAGGCUGCUGCAAGACUCCCUGGGGGGCAAUACCCGCACCCUGAUGUUGGCCUGCCUGUCACCGGCCGACUCCAACUACGACGAGACGCUGAGCACGCUCCGCUACGCGAACCGAGCCAAGAACAUCCAGAACAGGCCCUGCGUCAACGAGGAUCCCAAGGACGCUCUGCUGAGGGAGUACCGAGAAGAGCUAGAGAGGCUCAAGCAGCUGCUGACAGGGCGGAACUUCAGAGCAUCCAGGGAACACACUCCGCCCGAUGAAGCGAAUAUUGCACUACAGAAUAAAAAACAAUACGAGGCCCAGAUGGAGGAGCUUCGGAACAGGUGCCUCCAGGAACAAGAGAGCAAGGCCAAGCUGGAGAUGCACGUGGAGCAACUUCGGAGUCAGUACGAGUCGCAGCUACGAGGGCUGCGGGAGAACGCCUGGCAAAAACCCGAGAUGAACAACAACGACAUAAAAUCGUCGAAAGAGGAAGAACUCGUCGUUGUGUCUGCCUUGUCGCCCGAGCCCUCCGACAUCAGGGCACCGAAUGCCUCACCCUCGGACGACACGCAACCUAGCCCCACAACAAUGGCCCAGAUGCAAGCAAAAGCCCUUGAAAGGCUGCAGGAGCUGCAGGAGAAGAUGCUGGGCGGCGAGAAGAAGCACGACGCCGAGCUCAAAGAGAGGCGAGCCAAGCGCAAGAGCUUCGCUGAAAAGAGGAUACGUGCACUGGCAGAAGCCCUAGCCAAGGUCGAUGAUGAGGACCGGACGCUGCUUCCUGACUACGAAGACAUCAACGCCGAGCUCAAGAUAAAGUCUUCGCUGGUCAAGAAGGCAAAGAAAAAGAUUCAGGCCCUGGAGCAAGAAGUCAGGGACUUGCAGACGGAGUUCGAGGCCGACCGCACCGACUACCUGGAAACAAUAAGGCGGCAGGACCAGCAGCUGAGGCUGCUGGGUCAGAUCCUCGAGAAGGUGCAGCCGUGCAUCAGGAGGGACUCCAAUUACGCCAAUCUGGAACUCGUCAAGGCCCAAAGCGUCUGGGACCAGGAUGCCCAAAAAUGGAGGCUACCGGAGCUCAGCAUCCAGAGGACCAAGCUGCCUCCCACAGGUGUACAUCCCGGCGGGCGGGUGUUGCAGAACGGCGGAGAAAUGCCCACCAUCGUGACAAAUUAUUUCGAAGCGACCUCCGAUGAAAACGGCCGAGAGGGACCAGGAAAGAGUAGAAAGGAAGACUUCGUCAACCAUAUAUUCAAGAAAACAAACAGACAAGAAGAGCUGCUCAACGAAAUCCCGGAUCGGUUUUCGCCCGCCUCAACGAGCAGCUCCUUCUCCAGCCUGCUGAAGGCCAAGCAGAUCUCUAACAGGCUCGCCAACGGCGUCAACCUCCCGACAGACAUCCGCACCAGCCGAUCCCUGCCCACGACGAGCACGGGCAAGUUUGCGAACCUCUCCCUGAGCUCGGAAGCUCUCAACAGAAAACCCCUCAGGCUCGAGUCUCUGAACCUGGACGAAGGGCCCCAGAGCUCGAGCCCCCUGCGUUUGGAGACUCUUCAUUUGUCUACGGGAAGGACGGAGCCUCCCAGGCGACGGUUCGCCGAGCUGCUCGACUGGCCCGCCUGACAGCAAGAGUGCUCCGACUCGGGACAGUGCAGGGUGUUCACUCGUCUGCCACCGAUCAAGGCAGUCGACGAGCUCAGCAGUGAUUGAUGAUUAUG
Ixodes scapularis (black-legged tick) is the source of this 2576-nucleotide messenger RNA. Its product is annotated as kinesin-like protein KIF17. The record is from RefSeq and is a predicted model, not a curated record. NCBI's taxonomy places the organism in Eukaryota, Metazoa, Arthropoda, Arachnida, Ixodida, Ixodidae. Gene Ontology annotation, molecular function: ATP binding; microtubule binding; microtubule motor activity. Gene Ontology annotation, biological process: microtubule-based movement. The transcript has 15 exons. Bases 1 to 2481 code for a protein of 826 amino acids.